Cryptococcus deneoformans JEC21 is the source of this 2562-nucleotide messenger RNA. RefSeq names its product expressed protein. The coding region runs from base 204 to 2201 and encodes 665 amino acids. Lineage: Eukaryota; Fungi; Basidiomycota; Tremellomycetes; Tremellales; Cryptococcaceae. The record is from RefSeq and is a predicted model, not a curated record. The transcript is spliced from 5 exons.
UCGACAUCCGAUAACAUCUCCGAGCAUUCCCAAGGCCCCAGCCAUUGAUGGGAGACAGGAAUCUAUCCAAAUCCAUCAGAGAUACACCAGACACCAGGUUACAACUAUCCCCCAUACAUUCAUUGUUCUAAAACCAUAACAUCCAACGCCUAUUCUAUAUCUUCAUAUAAUCAUUCACCUUUGGCAUCCUCAUCCAUCACACCAUGGUCUUAUUAUCACAAAUCCCGUUCUCCUUCACCCUCGCCCUCUUCUCCAUUCUAUCCAUCUUCUCUCACACCGUCCUUGCCGACGAAGUCACACUCUACACCGAUACUACGCCUACCGCAACAUCCUCUCUAGCCGCCAGCGAGACAUACACCGGCUUAGCGGCAUACGACCCAACUCGGCUCACUCCUCCGGCUCCUCCGUCCCCUGCAGUCACUUCCCUUUCCCUCACUAUCCCGUCCGAUGGUGCUGGAGUAGCAAGCGAAGGUUUGUCAUUGUCCAUACCUCAAAAAGGUAACUUCCUUGGGUUCUCCAUCGAACUGUCCGUUGCCACUAGUCUGCUAGGAAGUUCAUCGGGUAACCUCAAGGUGCCUUUCUUGAAUUUCAUGGCCAACAUCCAAAAUCGGGCGGGGGCAGGACCAAUUAUCAGGGUUGGAGGAAAUAGUCAGGAAGGAAGUACGAUAUUUGUUGAUGGGCUGGAGGGCGGUGUUGCCAUGGAAAAGAUAAAAGUCAGCUCGGGCGUUACCGACACGCCUCUCAUCAACUAUUCCCCUGAACUGUUUUACAUCAUGUCCAACAUUACAUCCCUUGUAGGAGCAGAAUGGUAUUUUGGAUUGGCCUUCAACGAGUCCGAUGUGGACUCGCCCACCGGGAACAUCCCUAUUGCCGCUCAUUGGGCGCAAGAAAUUUUGGGUGACAGUCUUUUAGGCUUAAGUGUGGGAAAUGAACCUGAUUUAUAUGUCAAUCAUAACCACCGAUCUACAGGCUGGGGUGUUAGCGAUUUCGUCACUGAGUACGAUGACGUAGUCAAGUCCAUUGUCUCCAAUGGUUCUCUGCUCAAUAACAAUGCUUUCCUCGGCCCUUCUCUAUGCUGCAAUGUUCCCGGCUUCGAAUUUUCAGACCUUAUCAAUGCCGGCUGGCUCGAUGAAAACGUUGACAGAUUGUCAGCGGUUACCGUGCAGCACUACCCGACAAACAAUUGUAAAGUCAACGGUAAAGUAAUCGAAGCUCAAGACAUUUUCAGUGAUUUCUUGAAUCAUACUAGUGCUCAAGCGCUUGUAGGAGAAUACCUUGCGGAUUCAGUCCUGGUGCAAAAUGCUGGCAAGGAAUUGGUGAUGUUGGAGACGAACACGGCGAGUUGUGGUGGUUUUGCUGGUUUAAGUGACAGCUUUGGUGCUGCCAUGUGGAUGACCGAUUUUGCCCUUCAAAUGGCGUACGCCAACUUUUCUGCCGCCUUAAUGCACGUCGGCGGUCAAAAUGUCUACUACAACCCCUUCACUCCUCCCCCUUCCAACCUUUCCAGUACGCGCCAGUGGACUCCCGGAUCCGUUUACUACCCUACUCUCGUCAUUGCCGAAGCAUUUGGCAAAUCCAACGCUUCGCAAGUGGUGGAUCUCACUCCAUUACCCGAGUACGACGCCAAUAACAUUUACCACCCCAUCUAUGCCAUCUACGAGAACGACGCUGUCGCUCGUAUGGUGCUCUUUAAUUUUAUCGAUGACUCCACUGGGGGCAGCGAUCUUGACGUUACCAUCGACAUCCAAAACCAGAGCCCGACCCAGGUACAGGUCCGAUAUUUCCGAGCCGCCAGUGUGAGCGAGCAAUACGAUAUUUAUUGGGCCAACCAAACUCUUGGUCAGUCGUUCGCUUCUGACGGAAGACUGUACGGCGACCUUGAAACGAUUACCAUUACCUGCGAUGGAGGUGCCUGCAUUGUGCCUGUCCCUGCACCUUCUGUGGCCCUAGUAUACCUCACUGACGAGGCUCUCGAGGAAAGCAGCGUUUCGGAGGAUGCGACAUCGACGUAUCCGACGAGUAUAAUAGGCUCUGGAAGUGCCACGGUGGACGUGGGAACCUUGUCCACUAGUAACGGAAAAGAAGGAUCCGGAGGGGGAAGUACGUCCAAGGGUGGGGCCAAGACUUCUGCAGGAAAGAGGGUGGAGUGGAUGGGAGGGUUGUUAGGAUUGGGUCUCCUGUUAGGGGCCAUCAACAUCUAAGGGAUGUUGAGAGUCAUUGAUCAAUUUGUGAAUGAUGUUUACACGACCUAAACCCCUUCUUGCGCGAUACCCCUUCGUUAACUUUGAUUUAGUCUCUUUCUCUUUUCACUUUAGUUGGGCAAAUUGUACACACUUACUUGGUUGAUAUACCAUUACUCCCUUUCCCUAUAGGACAAACCAUUUGGACAUUAUCUUUCUUUUACUCUCUUCUGUUGUUAUAUACCGGUGAGAAAAGAAAUGGACCUCCAUGAGAGGUGAACAGGUUAACGGGCGAUUAGCUUGGCGAAACCUUAUAAAAGAAGGAAUUUGAAGUUGUCCUAUUGUAGAUAAAAACCCAAGGAAAAUGCAUAGGUCAACAAUG